Molecule: messenger RNA, 645 nt
Organism: Rhizoctonia solani
Lineage: Eukaryota; Fungi; Basidiomycota; Agaricomycetes; Cantharellales; Ceratobasidiaceae
Product: ECSIT domain protein
Exons: 1
Coding region: 1-645 (214 amino acids)
Cellular component (GO): mitochondrion
Source: RefSeq, a predicted model, not a curated record
AUGGGUACAAGGCUUUUCGAUAAUCCUAUCGCAAAGGGAACCAUCAAGCAUAUACGAGAAAGAGUGGACACGGAGAAGCUAUUUGACGAGAAGGUCGAAAGCAUCAUGAACUGCAGAUCGGAUGAGGAGCUACUCCGAUGGGCCAAAACUGAAGUAUUUUCUGGCCCUCCACAGUCUUUCAAUAUUUUACCCGAGGCCGUCGAAUCAUCUCAGCCUAAAACUAUCCAUCCUGAAAUAUACGGGCGAUUAAUUGCCCACCUCAUGCGCGAAUUCCGUGAAACCUAUAAUAAUCCUCAUCUAUCAAUCGCUAUCUUUGACCAUGCCCGGCAGCGCUCGCUUAUUUCGUUUGUAACAGGGUGUACAGUCCUCAGUUACACUGAGCUUAUGCGUACUCACUGGAGCUCGUUCCAUGAUCUACAGGCAGUGUUAAACAUAGCCGAAGAGAUGCGCGUUAACGGGGUCCAGCCGGAUGACCGAACGAAACAACUGUAUCUGAAGAUCUACGAGGAAGCCACUCAUCAGUCUGUCUGGUUCGAAGGAGGGGAGGAAGAAGUAAUGAAAAUAAUCCAACGGCUAGGAAGUCUCAUGCAAAAUAAGGCUGGUCAUACCAAGCCAACUAUACAAAAACGAAUUAGCACACGUUGA